Geodia barretti is the source of this 2781-nucleotide messenger RNA. The record is from the annotation of a GenBank genome assembly. NCBI's taxonomy places the organism in Eukaryota, Metazoa, Porifera, Demospongiae, Tetractinellida, Geodiidae.
AUGAUUGGCGGCCCUCAGGGGAGCGGUGUGGAGUCGGCUGCCAACAUAUUCUCCAGGGUGUGCGCCCGUUUGGGCUACCGCAUCUUUGGAAAGCGUGAGUUCUACUCCAAUAUCAAGGGGGAGCACAGCUACUUUGUCGUGAGGGUAUCUGACAAAAAGAUACACUCCGGCGUCAGCAGCGUCACGCUGAUGGUCUCCUAUGAUGCAGAGACCAUCUUCCGGCACUGCUUCGAGGUCGUUCCCGGGGGCGGCAUACUGUACGACUCUGAUCUUGCGGACGUCUCGAUCGACGACGUACACACGCUGGAUGGCCCGUUCAAGGCCAGAAUCAGACGGAUGUUUCUGUCUGCAGGCAAGCAGCCGACCGUGGCAUCGAUACUUGAGAUGAGCAGGGCACGGGGGGUGAUGCUCUACCCGGUGUCCUUUAGGGGCACGCUGGCAGAGAUUGCCCAGAGGGAGGACAAUCCCAAGAUAAAGGGCAUGGUCCGAAUGUUUAACACCAUCGGGGUCUCCCUGUCCAUGGGGCUUCUCAGAAUGCCGCCCGGCCCGCUCUUCAGCUCCAUCGAGUUCGUCUUUUCAAAAAAGCCCAAGGUGGCCAUGCUCAACAGGCAGGUUGCCAACUUUGCCUACAGCUAUGCCAGCGCGUCGUUCUCCGGGUUCAGGCACUUUCUCAGCUCGGUUCCAAAGGAGCCCCACACGAUGCUUGUGCAGGGCUUUCACGGGACUGCCAUCGGCAAGAUGGUCUGCGGAUGCAGGUUCCAGCCCUACUACCCCAUCACACCUGCCUCUGACGAGUCCGUGUACCUGGAAUCAAACGCGAUCCUGGACACAAUCGGUGAUCGCCCUGGAUCCACCGUGGUGGUCCAGACCGAGGACGAGAUCUCGGCCAUCGGGAUGACCAUCGGCGGCGCCCUUACGGGGACCCGCUCCUCCACUUGCACCUCCGGCCCGGGAUUCUCGCUGAUGGCCGAGUGCCUGGGCUGGGCAGGCAUGAACGAGGUGCCGAUAGUAGUUACAAACUACCAGAGAAGCGGCCCGGCCACCGGCCUGCCAACGCGCCACGGCCAGGACGACCUGCUCUUUGCGAUACAUGCGGGCCACGGCGAGUUCCCAAGAAUAGUCUACGCCUCAGGCGACAUCGAGGAGAGCUUUUACGACACCGCGCGGUGCUUCAACUAUGCCGACGUCUAUCAGGUGCCGGUAAUCCACCUCAUGGACAAGUUUCUUGCCAGCUCCACGGUCACAUGCCAGCGGUUUGAUCCGGAGCUAGUCGAGAUCGACCGUGGAAAGCUGCUGGAGAGGAUCGAGCGGGACGACUACCGGCGGUUUGAGCAGACUUCUGACGGAAUAUCGCCGCGCUCCAAGCUGGGGCUGGAGAACGGAAUAUUCUGGAACACCGGCGACGAGAGUGACGAGUAUGGGCACAUCACGGAAGAUCCGGUGACCCGUGUGGAGAUGAUGGACAAGCGCAUGGGAAAACUGGAUCGGAUUCUGCAGUCGGUUCCCGACGAGGAUCAGGCGGUCUCCUUUGGGGUCUCUGAGCAUACCGUGGUCAGCUGGGGCUCUGCCAAGGGACCAAUUGUUGACGCCAUCCUGAUGCUGCAGGACGAGGGCAUAAAGGUGGGUUUUGUACAGAUAAAGAUGCUUCAUCCGUUUCCCUCGGGCCUGGUGGACUUUCUGCUCAAAGACGCCAAGACCAUAAUCGAUGUGGAGGCAAACCAUUCCGGCCAGCUGGGCAAGAUCCUCAGGCAGAACACGGGCCGUGAACCUGACUACUACAUCCUCAAGUACUCGGGAAGGAUCAUGACCUGUACCGAGAUAUACAACGCCCUCAAACACUACAAGACCGACGUGCACAACGACUGGUGUCCGGGCUGCGGCGACUUUGGAAUCGUCAACGCCAUCCAGAUGGCCAUGGCCGAGCUGCAGAUUCCACGGCACCAGGCGGCCAUAUUCUCGGGAAUCGGGUGCUCCGGCAAGACCUCCCACUUCAUCAACGUGUACGGCAUUCACACGCUGCACGGCCGGGUUCUCCCGUUUGCGCAGGGAGCCAAGCUGACAAACCCGCAGAUGACCGUGGUUGCAGCCGGCGGCGACGGCGACGGCUUGGGAAUCGGGGCGGGGCACUUUGUUGCCGCCGGGAGACGGAACAUAGACAUGACCUAUAUUGUAUUUGACAACGGCGUGUACGGCCUCACCAAGGGCCAGGCAUCGCCGACACUAAGGCUGGGAGAGAAGACAAAGUCGCUUCCCACCCCCAACGCAAACUACAACGUGAAUCCCAUCGGACUUGCUGUAGUCAGCGGGUUCACGUUCGUGGCCCGGGGGUACUCGUACGACGUGCGGCACCUCAAGGAUCUGAUCAAGGCCGCCAUCGCGCAUCCCGGGCUUGCAUUUCUUGACGUGCUGCAGCCCUGCCCCACCUAUAACGACAUCAACACCAGGGACUGGUACGCCGGCCACGACCUGGCAACCGAGUCACAGGCGCGGCAUUCCCGAAUAUACAAGCUGGAGGAUCAAGGGUACGACCCCGUGGUUCACUACAGCGGGGGGGCGGAGGUUGACGAGCGGCUCAGCCAGGCUCUCAUCAGAUCGCUGGAGUGGGACAGUAAGAUACCCAUCGGCGUCUUCUACAAGAACGAGCUCGUCGGGCCCUACGAGCAUAGAAUCAUCAACAACAUCCCAAACUACAUGGAGAACCCCCCCGCGGCGCAGAGCAUUGCCAGAAAUGCCAAACCCAGAACCGACAUCUCUGGACUGCUGGACUCGCUGGAGAUCUAG